Molecule: messenger RNA, 1532 nt
Organism: Chaetomium strumarium
Lineage: Eukaryota; Fungi; Ascomycota; Sordariomycetes; Sordariales; Chaetomiaceae
Product: phosphatidylethanolamine-binding protein
Exons: 2
Coding region: 348-1181 (277 amino acids)
Biological process (GO): regulation of Ras protein signal transduction; regulation of proteolysis
Molecular function (GO): peptidase inhibitor activity; phospholipid binding
Source: RefSeq, a predicted model, not a curated record
CCAAAUCCCGCAGCAUUACGCGGCACGAGCCGGAGAACUGUUUCAGCCUGCUGUGCUCCGAGUGAGUGCUUGAUGGAGACCCUGGGUGCCAAGAACUCUAUAACGCAUGGAUGGAGGGGUGAUGAAGGUUAAGAACUAUCACAAUCCUGGGGCUUCAGCGGUUUUACUUGUCCACUCGUCGAUUUGGAUGUCAGGUCUGCGAGUCUGCUGCCGUAUUAUCCCCUUUUAUAUUUUCUCAGUAGCGUGCCGGUCACAUCUCCUCUGGCAGUCGAUUCGAUUCAAUUCACACUUCCACAGCUUGUUGGGCUUGUCGUCAUCUCGUCUCUUCGAUAAACGGCGCUGUCACGAUGGUCUCUAGAUGUCUAGCGAUCCUUCUUGCCGCCACCACAGCGGUGGCGCGAACGCCGGACGGCUUCGCCCCUGCAUCCGACACCGACCUCAUCGUCGAGUACAACGGCUUCGCGGCGCUUAACGGGGUGGUGGUUAGCAAAAGCGUAACAUCCUCCGAACCGCGAAUCGGCACACUUGCCCGCCUCAAUGGCACAUCCUACGCAGUCAUGAUGAUCGACCUCGACAUCCCCACCAACAACCCAUCGCAAACCAACACCCUGCUGCACUGGAUGCAAACCAGCCUCGUCCCCUCGAGCACCGCCACGCAGCUGAACACCACCGCGGGCACCAUCCGCGCCUUCCUGCUCGAGAAAGACGGAUCCGACACGACCGCGCUGCAGCCGUACUUCGGCCCCAACCCGCCCGCGCGCGUGCCGCUCAGCCACCGGUACACGCAGGUCCUGGUCGACACGAGCGGGAUGACGGAGGACGGCGGCGAGGCGCUGCGUGCGGCGGCCGCCGCCUCGAGGAGCGGGUUUGAGGCGGCCGCGGUGCUGGCGCAGGCCGGGCUGGAGGGGAAGGUGGUGGCGGGCAAUUUCUACAACGUCACGAAUCCCGGUCCGGCACGGGCGGGCACGGUGGUGAUGAACGCAACGGUGACGGAUGCGGCCGGGCUUGUCGGUGCGACGGGGACCGGGGGACAAGUAGGGCCGACAUCCGGGACCGGGGCAGGCGCGAGUCAGACGGCUGUUCCUGUUCCGGUUCCAGUCGCUGGGACAGCCUGCUUGAGGCCCCGGGGUGUCUUAGUUGGAGGCCUUGUGAUGGUUGGGAUGGCGGUGUUGGCGUUGUGAGGGAGAAUGAUCUGGACCUACCUUUCCCGGUAUCACUUUCAGGGAAUGCGUCUCGCGCACUAUGGCGUGGACCGUGCCUUGCUAGUGUGCCAACGGAAGUAAGUAGAUCCAAGUCACGAAAAGGGCGGAUCGAAAAGAAAGUUCAUAUUUACUACGGUUGUGGCGCCCAUGUCACCUGUACAGAAUUCUGAAAAUUCAACUGAAUGGGAAGAGAGCUAAACCUAGCGCACUUGUAGAUAAUAUAAGCUCCGCUAUACAAGUAAGAAGGCCGCCAAAGCGCGGCUAUGUACGGCCCUCGAAGCGGCUCAGAAAUAUUAGCUAAGACUCAACUUCUUAUGACGCUAUAGAGAC